Engraulis encrasicolus (European anchovy) is the source of this 1751-nucleotide messenger RNA. It is a transcript of the gene syt1a, whose product is annotated as synaptotagmin Ia. The transcript is spliced from 10 exons. Gene Ontology annotation, cellular component: synaptic vesicle membrane; axon; dense core granule. The record is from RefSeq and is a predicted model, not a curated record. Bases 170 to 1429 code for a protein of 419 amino acids. Gene Ontology annotation, molecular function: phosphatidylserine binding; calcium ion binding; clathrin binding. Gene Ontology annotation, biological process: calcium ion-regulated exocytosis of neurotransmitter; synaptic vesicle endocytosis; regulation of dopamine secretion. NCBI's taxonomy places the organism in Eukaryota, Metazoa, Chordata, Actinopteri, Clupeiformes, Engraulidae.
AGAGUUUCUCUUCGUCCAACUUCAACCAUUUCCAGUUGAGUCUGUGAAAAAUCGUCCUUCGUCGAGUCAAAGCCGCGGGUGACCUUCCAGCAAAAGACUCUUGAGUUGGUCCCACAACCCGAGAAGGGAAUCGUGUGCUGCCAGAGACAGGCAGCCUAACGCCAGCGCCAUGAGUCGAAGGGAAGCGCGUGUCGGGGGCCCGGCGCCCACUGUUGGGCCGGAGGGGAACUCCAACGGCACAAUACCCAGCGGGCCGGGCUCGGGAGAACCCAAGGACGAGAACUUCUCCAAGAUCAAGGAUAAGUUUAUGAACGAGCUCAACAAAAUCCCAUUGCCGUCAUGGGCCAUCGUUGCCAUAGCAUUUGUCGCCGUGGUGCUGGUGCUGUCCUGCUGUUUCUGCGUUUGCAAAAAGUGGAUUUUCAAGAAGAAGAAGGGAAAGAAAGGCAAGGACAAGGGCAAGAAUGCCAUCAACAUGAAAGAUGUCAUAGACGGUGCGAAAACCGAGGCUUUGAAGGAUGAGGAGGAUGAUGCAGAGACAGGGCUGACGGAUACGGAGAAAGAGGCCGAGCCCAAGGAAGACGAGAAACUGGGCAAAUUGCAAUACUCCAUGGAUUACAAUUUCACAGAGAAUACGCUUGUAGUGGGCAUCAUUCAGGCCGCUGACUUGCCGGCCAUGGACAUGGGUGGCACAUCCGACCCCUACGUCAAGGUCUACCUGAUGCCCGACAAGAAGAAGAAGUUUGAGACCAAGGUGCACAGGAAGACCCUCAACCCCACCUUCAACGAGCAGUUCACCUUCAAGGUUCCCUACACCGAGCUUGGUGGCAAAACUCUGAUAAUGACGGUGUACGACUUUGACCGCUUCUCCAAGCAUGACGCCAUUGGAGACGUGAAGGUGCCCAUGAACAAGGUUGACUUCAGCCACAUAACGGAGGAGUGGAGGGACCUGCAGAAGGCCGAGAAGGAAGAGCAAGAGAAGCUGGGAGACAUCUGCUUCUCCCUGCGCUACGUGCCCACAGCUGGCAAGCUCACCGUGGUCGUCCUGGAGGCCAAGAACCUGAAGAAGAUGGACGUGGGAGGCCUCUCAGAUCCUUAUGUGAAGAUCCACCUGAUGCAGAAUGGCAAGCGGCUGAAGAAGAAGAAGACGACAAUCAAGAAGAACACCCUCAACCCUUACUACAAUGAGUCAUUCAGCUUUGAAGUGCCAUUCGAACAAAUCCAGAAAGUUCAAGUGGUGAUAACCGUUCUGGACUAUGACAAGAUUGGUAAGAACGACGCCAUCGGCAAGGUGUUUGUGGGCCUCAACAGCUCAGGCACGGAGCUUCGCCAUUGGUCGGACAUGCUGGCCAAUCCACGAAGACCCAUUGCCCAGUGGCACGUGCUGAAGCCAGAGGAGGAAGUGGACGCGCAGCUGUCCUCCAAGAAAUAAAAGUGCACGGUGGUGUGUGUUAAAAGGGGGGUUGGGCGCUCCCUCGUGCAGUGCUCUACAGCCAGUGUGUGUGUAAAUACCUCAGUGAUAUAAAGGGUCCAAUCACUGUCAUCCUUCAUCCUAUUAUUGUCUUACUGAAAGUUAACAAGAAGAAAAAAAACAAAUCAACCUUCUUUUAUAAAUUGUUGAUGGUUUGUCCACCAAUCCAUCUAUUAUCAUGCCCUUCUGGGGAUUGUGUUUCUCUGUCAGGUUCCCACCUAAAUUAAGUCCACUUCCUCCUCCACUGGCACCUAUGUUGGUCAGUUGCCAUAAUCUUACCCCC